AGCAACAGUGCUGCCCUUGUUGGGCAAAUCCGAAAACUAAAAAAUCGACGUCAAACAAACAUGUCAGUCACACACAUAAUGGCGGUGGUUGUGUUAUUUUUUAUGAAUGGUCCAUUCCGGUAAUGUGUUCUCAUCUUCUACAGACUGUAAGUUGUGCAGCAGGCCAGUUGGUCGGUUUCGCUAAUAAAUCAGAUCACACGAAGAACACUUAAUUGAAGUGAGAUUGGUGUCUGUGGGAAGUAUGGAGGUUGAGUAGGUCGCGUUGGCGGUGUUAUUCAAUUAGCGCGUGCAGCAGUGGUGCCGGCGCCGCGAUGGGCGCGCAGCAGGCCAAGGAGCGCGGCACCGCCAGCGGCGCGUCCAUGCGCUCGGCGCGCAGCAAGCCGCGCGUGCCCAAGGACCCCCGCAUGCUCGGCUCCAACAUAUUCACCGAACACAGCGAAGCGCUGCUGCAGAGCCGGCCGCUGCCGCACAUCCCCGACCUGCCGGACGGCGAGCCGGCGCCCGGCACGCCGCAGCCGCUCGACACCGCCAACAGGUGGACGUCCAAGGAGAACCUGCUGGCGCACCACGAGGAGGACGACCCGCAACUGUUCGUGGCGCUGUACGACUUCCAGGCGGGCGGCGAGAACCAGCUCAGCCUCAAGAAAGGCGAGCAGGUGCGCAUCAAGAGCUACAACAAGAGCGGCGAGUGGUGCGAGGCGCACACGCUGGCGGGCGGCGUGGGCUGGGUGCCCUCCAACUACGUCACGCCCGUCAACUCGCUCGAGAAGCACUCCUGGUACCACGGGCCCAUCUCGCGCAACGCCGCCGAGUACCUGCUCUCCUCCGGCAUCAACGGCAGCUUCCUCGUGCGCGAGUCGGAGUCGAGCCCGGGCCAGCGCAGCAUCUCGCUGCGGUACGAGGGCCGCGUCUACCACUACCGCAUCAAUGAGGACUCCGACGGCAAGGUGUACGUGACGUCGGAGUCGAAGUUCGGCACGCUGGCGGAGCUGGUGCACCACCACUCGGUGGCGGGCGACGGACUCAUCACACAGCUGCUGUACCCCGCGCCCAAGCGCAGCAAGCCCAGCGUGUUCCCGCUGGCGCCGCCCGACCACUGGGAGAUCGACCGCACCGACAUCGUCAUGAAGCACAAGCUGGGCGGCGGCCAGUACGGCGACGUCUACGAGGCCGCCUGGAAGCGCGGCAACAUCACCGUGGCGGUCAAGACGCUGAAGGACGACACGAUGGCGCUGAAGGACUUCCUGGAGGAGGCGGCCAUCAUGAAGGAGAUGCGCCACCCCAACCUGGUGCAGCUGCUGGGCGUGUGCACGCGCGAGCCGCCCUUCUACAUCAUCACGGAGUUCAUGUCGCGCGGCAACCUGCUGGACUACCUGCGCACCGGCAGCCGCGACUGCGUUCCCGGCGCCGUCGUGCUCAUGUACAUGGCCACGCAGAUCGCGUCCGGCAUGAGCUACCUCGAGAGCCGCUCCUUUAUACACAGGGACCUGGCGGCACGCAACUGCCUGGUGGGCGAGAACCACCUGGUGAAGGUGGCGGACUUCGGGCUGGCGCGGCUCAUGCGCGACGACACGUACACGGCGCACGCCGGCGCCAAGUUCCCCAUCAAGUGGACGGCGCCCGAGGGGCUCGCCUACAACACCUUCAGUACCAAGUCCGACGUGUGGGCCUUCGGCAUCCUGCUGUGGGAGAUCGCCACCUACGGCAUGUCGCCCUACCCCGGCGUCGACCUCGCCGACGUCUACCACAUGCUCGAGAAGGGCUACCGCAUGGAGUGCCCGCCCGGCUGCCCCGCCGCCGUGUACGAGCUCAUGCGCGGCUGCUGGCAGUGGAGCCCCGGCGACCGGCCCAGCUUCCGCGACAUCCACCACGCGCUCGAGCACAUGUUCCAGGACAACUCCAUCACCGAGGAGGUGGAGAAGCAGCUGCAGGAGGGCGCGUGUCCGGCCGGCACGCCGCAGAUGUCGCUGAAGAAGGCGGGCGCCGCCGCCGCCGUGCAGAUGCGCCGCCCCACCAACCGGCGCGGCAAGCAGGCGCCCACGCCGCCCAAGCGGACCAGCCUGCUGUCCUCGUGCAGCUCCUUCCGCGAGUCGCAGUACGCCGCCGACGAGCCCGCGCCCGACGACGCGCUCGCCUCGCUCAACGGCGGCGCGCGCGGGCGCGAGGCCUCCUCCGAGGGCUCGCUGGCGGAGGCCACGCCCGACACCGACGAGUCCGGCGGCGAGACGCGCCUGCGCAGCAAGCGCCGCGCGCGCGCCCCCGCCGCCUCGCCGCCCGACGCGCCGCCCGUGCACGUGGCCGCGCUCGAGGUGCAGAACGUCAAGCGCGCCAUCAACCGCUACGGCACGCUGCCCAAGGGCGCGCGCAUCGGCGCCUACCUCGAGUCCAUGCGCGUGUCGGGCGCGGCGCGGGACGAGGCGCGCUCGCUGUCGCCGCGCACGGCGCGCGCCAUGCCGCACAUGAUCCGCUCCAACUCGUCCGGCGGCGUCACAGCGCCGGCGCCGGCGUCCCCGCGAGCCGCCCGCGCCGCGCCGCGCGCCCCGCCCGACAGCCCCGCUAAGCCGCGCCCGCGCCUCGCCGACCUGGAGUUCCCGCCGCCGCCGCCCGACCUGCCGCCGCCGCCCGAGGACGCGCAGCCGCCGCCGCCGCCGCCGCCGCCCGACCCGCCCGCCGACCGCGACCAUCUCGCCAAGAAGAACAUGAAGGAGAUGCUCGAGCUCAAGCUGGUGGCCGAGAUCAAGGAGCGCGCCGACAAGAAGCACCGCCUCAAGGAGUCGCCGCCCGCCGACGAGCCGAUGGACGCCAGCGCCGGCUUCGGCGACCCCGUCACGCGCCUCGUGUGCGAGCUGUCCGAGAGCCUCAACCUGGAGCCGCGCCGCAAGCCCGACCCACCCGCCAACCACACCAUGUCGCCCAUCGACCUCAAAGCUAGUCUCAGGAAAACUCCCUACAACAACAACCUCGAACAGAAAUCAGCCGACACCAAAAAUAAUACCGACUUUAAAUCACAGCUCAAGAAGGUCGAGACAAAUAAGAAGACUCCACUCGCGCCCAAGGACGCGGAGGAGCCAGGUCGCGCCAUCAUAGACUUCAAGUCGCGCUUGCGGAAAGUGGAGAGCGCGGCGGCCGCCACCAACGGCACGGGCAAGAAGUCGGAGCGGUCGCCGGAGGAGGCGCGCGACGAGGUGGGCUCGCUGGACACGAGCGGCGGCGACGACGACGACAAGCGCCGCAGCACCGGUAGCAUCAGCAGUCUCAAGAAGCUCUGGGAGAGCAAGGAGACGGACGAGCGUCUCAGCCCCAAGGCCCGCGCCGCUCCCGACGCGGCCGACGCCUCGCCCGAAGAGCGCGCGGCGGCGGGCGUGACGCGCGCGGGCUCGCGGCGCCGCGAGGACAAGCCGGCCGUGCCCAGCAAGCCGGCGGUGAAGGGCAAGCCGGGCAAGCAGGGCAUCUACGCGACGCCGUUGGCUGCCGGCGAGGACGGCGACGCGGAGCUGCUGGCGGCGCUGCGCGGCACGCUGGAGUGGUGCACGGCGGAGGUGCGGCGCGGCGGCGGGCGCGGCUCGCUGUGGCGCCUGCAGUCGUCGGAGCGGCUGGCGCGGCUGGGGGGCGCGUGCGGCGCGGCGGCGGACGCGCGGCGCUGCUCGGCCGCGCUGCGCGUGCGCCUGCGCGCGGCGGCCACGCGGCUCGAGGCGGAGGCGCGAGCGCUCGCCUCGCCCGCACCGCACCACCACCACCUCGCCGACGGCGUCGAGCGCGCGCUCAAGGACCUCGCCGACAUCGUGCACAGAUAAUCUUAAAGCGACUGCAGCACAGCCCAGUAUUGCACCGCGAGCGCCGACUCCGCAGUAUGUAACCGAUCUCAAGCGACUCCACCCAGCGAGCGACGGCGCCCGAGCAACGCCCGAGCGGCGCCUGAGAACGCCCGCCCGAGCGACGCCCGAGCCUGGCGCGGCUCUCCGCUAGUUAGUCAGGUGUUUAUUUAUGAGUGCCAAAUGUUUGUAAGAUAGGAGUGCACCGCUGUGACAUGGCUAUCCAGUAGUUCGGCGGCGCCGGUCGCCUACAUUCCUCUAGACGCGAUAUAUCAUUUCUCUUAGAAGUAUACACAAACUCACCUAUGUACUCCUUCGUUAAGCAUUUAAUUAUACAUUAUGUAGUUACUUUACUUAUUAGAAGACUCGUUCUACUCGGACCAAUAACGACGCUUGUUAUGAUUUGAGCUCAAGACUGUCUGGCGAUUGGUUUGUAUUGGCCUAUUUGUAUACUCAGUAGCGCGCCCGACCGGGACCACGUAUAUACCGUUCUGACGCGUGUUUAAUACUUUAUAUUAUUAUGUAUGAUAGAGCGAUCAAAUAAAGUUGUCAAACAUUAAUUAUUUUAAGUUAGCGUACUGUGAUACGGCUUAUAAUGUAAUAAUAUUAUGCUCAAUAUUUUCCUUAAUAUUAUUUGUAUUAAUUGAAAUUUGUAAGGUAUUUAAAUAAGAUGAUUAUAUAUUGCGAUCGGUAAAAUUGUAUUAAUACGAAAUCAUUUACAUGAACGUUGUAUGUAGCGGCGGCGCGGCGGUGGUCGCGCCGCGCUCUCACACGUGUAUGCUAGUCUUUAUUAUUACAAUAAAUGUACGUAAUUAUGUAAGUUCUCUAUGAUAGGCUCGUGUACAAUCAUUCUAGCUAUUUUAGUAUUGAAUGUAUCAUUAAGGGUUUUGUAUUAGCUGCCGGAGGGCAGCAGCCGUGCGCGUCGCGUGCCCGCGCCUCUCACGCGCAACGCACUCUUAGCUAAACAUUAGUAUUUACUUUGUGAUAGUAUCAUCAUUAUUGCAGUAAUAUACUACUCGUCCCAAUUCGCCAAUUAUAGUUUAUUUGGACUGUAUAAAUCUUGUACAUAUACAUAUAAUAUACCUACUUAUUCAAAAUUGUACGUAUUGGAAUCCUUCUUGUUUUAAAUGGGAAGGAAAUCCUCGCAUAAUGCUUUCACGGUAAUAUCGCUGAACGAAUUAAUUAAAAUCAUAGGAAUACAAAGUAUAUAAUUGGAUGAAAUUUGAAAUAAUGGUGCUGUUGUUUCCACUGGCUACAUUUAAAAUUAUAUAAUUAUCAUAUUACAUGUGCUUUACAUGUAAAUAAUUCAAGACUGUGUAGCACCGCAGUAGUAGCGUUGUGCGUGACGUGCAUGCGGCGGGCACGCAACGGGCACGGGACGUGCACGCGACGGCCCGGGCUAGUUGUCUGCAGCUCAGCUUGCGCAGUAUGUAUCCAUGUUCUUACACUGGUUCGUUAUCCUCUUAAUUCCCUACUAUGAUAAGUAAUAGAAUCCAAAGAUACAAACCAGAUGUCCAAUUGUAAUGGAAAUAAAAUGAUUUCUUUAAGAAA
Messenger RNA from Helicoverpa zea (corn earworm), 5363 nucleotides. RefSeq names its product tyrosine-protein kinase Abl (gene Abl). Gene Ontology annotation, molecular function: protein binding; protein tyrosine kinase activity; ATP binding. The transcript is spliced from 13 exons. The record is from RefSeq and is a predicted model, not a curated record. NCBI's taxonomy places the organism in Eukaryota, Metazoa, Arthropoda, Insecta, Lepidoptera, Noctuidae. Bases 312 to 3794 code for a protein of 1160 amino acids. Gene Ontology annotation, biological process: protein phosphorylation.